Caenorhabditis remanei is the source of this 2835-nucleotide messenger RNA. RefSeq lists its product as uncharacterized. The transcript has 5 exons. Bases 1 to 2835 code for a protein of 944 amino acids. NCBI's taxonomy places the organism in Eukaryota, Metazoa, Nematoda, Chromadorea, Rhabditida, Rhabditidae. The record is from RefSeq and is a predicted model, not a curated record. Gene Ontology annotation, molecular function: structural constituent of cuticle.
AUGGUUAAGUCCUACACUCUUGCUGGGACAGCAGCAUUUGCUUGUCUGCUGCUUGCAAUCUGUGCUGUGAUCUCCACUGUUCAUAUUCUUCACGACAUUUCUGAUUUUUACAAUGAAGCCCAAGGAGAAUUAGUAGAAUUCAAGGAUAUUGCUAACAAUGUUUGGGACGAGAUGGUAUUCGAAUUGACACCAGAAGAAAUGAGAGAAGCAGAAGACCUAGAAAGAGAAAAGAGAUCGUACGAGGAAGAGGGGCCAUAUGAAACUGAAACAAGACCUACUACAACGACAACAACGGCAACAACGACUGCAGCAACUACUACAGAGGCUGUAGGAGAUGAGACUGGAUAUGACUUCGGAAAUGACAACGGACCUCCAUCAUCAAGACCAAGAAGACCAGUUCCACCAACUAUGCCAAGAACUAUUCAAGGAUUCCGUGCUCCUCCACCAGCUGCCACAUCAACAUAUCGGCCACCAAGUGGAAGUAAUUAUGAUAACUACGGCAGAGAACCAGCUUCGUCUCGUCGUCCACAUCCACCACAGCAACCGUAUCAAGCAUCCAGUACUGUUACUCCUUACAGUACUCCAAACAAUAGAACAUUGUACAAUCCACAACAACCACCGAAGACUGCGGUGUAUCCAUCAAAUCCAAAUCCACGUGUCCCAUACAAUCCACCACAAAAGUACACUCAACCACCACCAUAUCCAGGAAAUUCACGUGUUCCAUACAACCCAAACUACACGAACUCUCCUAUCACACCACCACCAAGACAGCCAUCUGGAGGAUACGACUCUGAUGGACAGACACCACCAUCAUGGCCAAGAGUCUAUAAUACUCGUCGUCCCAACGGACCAGGAUAUCCAGAAGAUCAAGUGCCGACAGGUGCUCCCCCACUUCCAGGGCAACAGAGAGUCCCGCCAACACAAACCCGUAAUCCUUCAUAUCCCGACAGAACCAAUCCACGUCAACCAACAAGACCAGUACCGCCAACAUCUGAUGGUCACAUCAGUGUCACCAAACCUCCGUUCAAUCCAAAUGAAGAAUUCACGCCUGGAAAAACUGGAUCGAGACCUGGAUUCGGACCACAACGACCACGUCCAGGCACCCGACAGCGAGUCAAUCCAUGUGAUCAAUGUUCUGCUCAGCCAAAUAAUUGUCCAUCCGGACCACCUGGCCCGAGAGGAAGACCAGGACCACCAGGGUUCCCUGGACAAGAUGGGCCACGUGGACUUCGUGGACUCAAUGGUGGAUAUUCGGGUGUUCAUCCAUCUUCUUAUGAUCCUGUUAUCGGCUGCGUCCAGUGUCCAGUGGGACCACCAGGAGAACGUGGACCAGACGGACCGCCAGGUGUGCCAGGAGAAGAUGGCGUUGAUGGAGAACAAGGAUCCAACGGACAGGAUGGACAACCAGGAGCCCCAGGAGCCCCAGGAUACCACGGAAUGAAUGGAUCACCGGGAACGGCAGGAAAACCUGGUGUACCUGGUAGAAACGGACAAUCAUGCAGAUCAAUUCCAGGACCACCAGGUCAACCAGGAGUGAUGGGCGUGCCAGGAAGAGAUGGGGAUCCAGGAACCGACGGAGAACAUGGACAGGAUGGAAGCCCAGGAAUACAAGGACCACCAGGAAAGGAUGGAAGACCAGGAGCUGAUGGUCAACCAGGAGUUUCUGCUCCAGGUGCACCAGGAACCGAUGGAGGGUAUUGCCCAUGCCCAAAGCGGUCAUCAAAGUUUGAUUUUACUGAUCCCGGAUAUACUGAUGACGAAAAGAGGCCUCAAGAGCAACGACCAAGAGAAUAUGUUGCUGAAAGAGAAGAACCAAGACCAAGACAACCCAGUCGUUCAGAAAAUUAUGAAGAGCCGGUUUAUGAACGUCAAAGAAAACCAGUUUAUGAACCAUCUGCAGAAAUCGCUCCACCAAGAAGAAACCGAUAUGAAGAUGAGGAGAGAAUCAGAGAGACGCCCCCAAGAAGGCAACCACCACCACAAAGACAAACUCCACGAUCAGAACAACAAAGAUAUCCAGAAGAGCAAUACGAGAGAAGACCCCAAGAAUCAAGAGAAUAUGGGCAGAACAAAGCACCAAGAAGAGAUGGUCACUCAUCCGGAUAUGGAGGAGAUGAAAGACGUCCGAUUGAACCAUCGAGAUACGAGACUGAUAAUGUAGCUCCUUCAAGAGACCGUCCACUAAAGAAAGUAGAAAUCAAUCGUCAACCUGAUAGAGAAUACGAUCAUCGUCCGCCAGCGUAUGAAGAAGAGAAACCAAGACAGGAAGACUCGAGACGAUAUGCAACUGAAUCCGAGCCACUUUACGAGGAAGCACCUAGAAAAGAAACACAUCCACCUGGAUUCGGACGACCAAAGUCAGAAGAAGAUAGAAGAGAGCACAGAACAUAUCCAGAGGAUUCGAUGCCACCUGUACAGCCUACAGAUAGAUACAGUGGAGACAAGAGAAAAAAGAAUCAACCAGAAUAUGAAGACAUUUCCAAGCCGGAAGAGGAUAAGGAUAAGUCAACGGACAAACAUCACAAGAGACCGAACAAAUUCCAAGAGAAGCAGUGGGAAGAGCAUAGAAAGAGUCAAGAACUUCGCAAUUCAAGAGAACAUGGAGGACAUGCCCCAAUUGAAGAUAAUGCACCAAUGCAACAAGUGAAACCUGAAGAACGACCACGACGCUCUUCGGCAGAAGAAAAGUCAUCAGUUUCAUCUGUUCAUGACAACUAUCAGUCGUCAGAAAAACGAGCAUUCUCAAAUGAGAAUCCACUCCCAUCAGAGCAAAUUCCCUACAGAAGGAAAUCUCGAUUCUAUAGGAAUCACUACUACGAAAAGUUUUUUAUCUAG